AGAAAAGGUAACUAAUAAACAUACUGAAAGAAUAUGGCUGCACAGAUACCAGAAUCUGACCAGAUAAAACAGUUUAAGGAGUUCCUGGGAACCUACAAUAAACUUACAGAAACCUGCUUUUUGGACUGUGUUAAAGACUUCACAACAAGAGAGGUGAAACCUGAAGAGGUGACCUGUUCAGAACAUUGCUUACAGAAAUAUUUAAAAAUGACACAGAGGAUAUCCGUGAGAUUUCAGGAGUAUCACAUUCAGCAGAAUGAAGCCUUGGCAGCCAAAGCAGGCCUCCUAGGCCAGCCACGGUAGAGAGGUCCUGAGGCCAUGGACUUGCACUGAAAGAUUGCAGCAGCUGCUGCAGUCAAAACAAGGAUUCACCUGGUGGAGAAUCCCCUGACACAGCAGGAGCCGUGGUCCACCAUCUGUCAUGACUGCCUGACCCAUGGAAACCACCAGAGAAAAAACACUGUUCACCAGAAAGAGUCAAAACAGAAGGCCUUCCUGUGCAGUAAAAAUGGUAAGAUGCGGUGUUGUUGAGGCCUUAAGAUUCGUCUGCGUGGUCAUCGUGAUUGCAAAAAUAAACCACUGUUCCUUUCUUUGUGACUGUUAAUUUUAAAAGCAAAAUAUGUGUUCAAUCAUGUAUGAGGUAGAAAAGAUUUAUUACUAAAAGUAAAUAAAUGAGAAU
Molecule: messenger RNA, 679 nt
Organism: Mus pahari (shrew mouse)
Lineage: Eukaryota; Metazoa; Chordata; Mammalia; Rodentia; Muridae
Product: mitochondrial import inner membrane translocase subunit Tim9
Exons: 1
Coding region: 34-303 (89 amino acids)
Source: RefSeq, a predicted model, not a curated record